ACACUCACUUCUGCUGCGGCCAGACCACCGGGGGACUUUACAGCCGACUAACAUGUCACUCACUGAUAUCCUCUCUGCUGAAGCCAUUGAGAAUGCUGUCAAGGACUGCCAAGCCCCGGACUCCUUCAGUUACAAGAAGUUUUUCCAGCUCUGUGGCCUGACCCAGAAAACUCCCCAAGAGGUCAAGGAUGUGUUCCGCAUCUUAGAUGAGGACAACAGCGGAUUUAUCGAAGAGUCCGAGCUAAAGUUCUUCCUGCAGCGGUUUGUCCCAGGGGCACGGACUCUAACAGAGAAAGAGACUAAAAGCUUAAUUUCAGCUGCAGAUGAUGACAGCGAUGGCAAAAUUGGAGUAGAGGAGUUCCAGACUAUGGUCCUGUCCUAAAAGAAGCCCUCCAACACUACGAUUCUACUCUUCCACCUGCAGCAUGCACUGUGGCUCCAUCUGUCCUGCUGCUAUUAAUCUCUGAAAUAUUUUUCAAACACCAACAUUUGCACACAGUAAUUUUUAUUUGCCUUGUGAGUACGUGUCACAUGUCUGUGCUGCUGUCCCAGUGCUCACCCCACAUGAUCAAGGACAA
Messenger RNA from Colossoma macropomum (tambaqui), 578 nucleotides. RefSeq names its product parvalbumin 9 (gene pvalb9). Gene Ontology annotation, molecular function: calcium ion binding. The record is from RefSeq and is a predicted model, not a curated record. Bases 53 to 382 code for a protein of 109 amino acids. The transcript is spliced from 5 exons. Lineage: Eukaryota; Metazoa; Chordata; Actinopteri; Characiformes; Serrasalmidae. Gene Ontology annotation, cellular component: nucleus; cytoplasm.